AUGUACAACGCAGCAGCCGUCUCAACCAUUGGACGCCAUGUCGCAGGUCUCCAGAGCACCCACAAGAAGGUCUCAACGGACAUCCUCAUCGUCAACAGGUUCCUCAGCCGCACGGGCCUACGCCAAAGCUCAAGCAGCGCGAGCUCAACUAGCCUAUGCCAAACAGGAAGCCAGCAUGAUGAAACAAAGAGCCGAAUUGGACACACAUCUCCAUAUCCUUCACGUACCAGGGAGUAUGUUAAACAACAAUCUCAACUGUUAUUUUCAGACAACCAGCAGGAUCCAGUACCCCCUCCUGACAGAGAUGUCACUGCAAUAGAUACACAAGACAUUUCACAGGUAAACAAUCCUAUGAACACUCAAACAAAUCCACCAUCAGGAAACAGGAUGAUGAAGCAGGAGCCAGUACUUAAUACAUGUGGCACAAACGAUGCAAAGGAUUUUGCAAAGUACCUCAUCCGUAAAGAGCUAGUAAGCACGAGCCUCAUGCAUUUUGACGAUAAACCCGAAAACUAUUGGGCAUGGAAAACCUCGUUUAUUGAUGCCACCAGAGAAUUAAAUCUGUCUCCCAGAGAGGAAUUAGAUCUGUUAGCAAAGUAUUUGGGACCAAAAUCAUCUGAACAGGCAAAACGGAUUCGUGCUGUACACAUCCUUAAUCCGGCUGCAGGUUCUGUGAUGGUCUGGCAACGCCUUGAAGAGUGCUAUGGUUCACCUGAGAGAGAGAAGGCCAUUAAAAUGUAUGCAGUGAUAGACGAACAGUCCAACAGGUCGUUGGCUAAGUCAGAGUUUUUUAACCUUUUCGAUAUCAGAGCCACACCUGUGCCUUACACAUUAAAGACAUGCGCUGGAAAUGUACAAGUAUCAGGAAGGAGAGCUGUAAAUUUCUUCAUUGAGUCUGUAGAUGGAAAAGUCAACAUUCAGUUACCACCACUAAUAGAAUGUGACUCUGUUCCAGACGACAGAACAGAGAUACCCUCCCCUGAGAUCGCACAGCAUCACCCACAUCUCUUCCCAGUUGCAGAUAAAAUUCCACCUGUUGAUCACCAGGCUCCUAUCCUUUUACUCCUGGGUAGGGACAUUCUCAGGGUCCAUAAGAGGUCAACGUUUACAAAAACACACACAUUAGAUAAUGGUCGUGUGUCCUACUUUCAGCCUUGCCCAAACAUAAUUCAUGUUAAAGAGAAUUAUGGGGUUGUGUUAGACAACGUCUGUGACACAGAUGACUUAGGGCACGCUGUGUUUGCUAGGUCUCAAUGUGAUGAUAAACGAGCUUUAUCGAUCGAAGACAAAGCUUUCCUAAAAAUUAUGGACAGAGAAGUCUACCAAAAUGAAGAGAACAGUUGGGUUGCACCUUUACCCUUUCGUUCAGAGAGGAGAAAACUCCAGAAUAACAGAGAACAAGCUCUAAAGCGUCUCUCUACACUGAAAAAGACAUUGGCAAAGAGGCCAGAGAUGAAGGCUCACUAUGUCCAGUUCAUGCAAAAAAUGUUGGACAAUGGCCAAGCGGAAUUAGCUCUGCCCGUCACGGUAGAUAAAGAACUGUGGUAUCUGCCUACAUUCGGGGUAUACCACCCUCAGAAACCAGAACAAAUCCGGGUUGUGUUUGACUCGAGUGCAGAGUGUGACAGGGUUUCCCUUAACCAAGUGCUUCUUAGUGGACCCGAUUUGAACAACUCUCUGUUAGGAGUGCUGCUACGGUUUCGUAAAGAGCCAAUAGCCCUGACAGCCGAUAUACAGCAAAUGUUUUACUGCUUUGUUGUUCGAGAGGACCAUAGAGAUUAUUUGCGCUAUUUGUGGUUCGAGGACAAUGACAUUACAAAAAAGAUACUAGAGUUUAGAAUGAAAGUUCACGUAUUUGGAAACAGCCCGUCUCCUGCUGUUGCCAUUUACUGUAUGAGACGAGCGGCACGACAGGGUGAACGAGAACAUGGCUCUGAUGCGCGUCAGUUUGUUGAGCGUCAAUUUUAUGUUGAUGAUGGUCUCACAUCUGUUGCCACUCCACAAGAUGCUAUUGACCUACUUAAGAGAACUCAAAACAUGUUGGCGGAGUCAAACCUACGCCUUCAUAAGAUAGCAUCAAACUGCAGUCAAGUUAUGGAAGCCUUCCCUUCAGAGGAGCAUGCAAAAGACUUAAAACAUUUAGAUCUAGGAGUAGAUCCUCUUCCAGUUCAGAGAACCCUAGGACUCUGCUGGAACCUACAAGCUGAUAGCUUUACUUACCGUGUGUCAGCUGAGACCAAACCAUUCACACGCAGGGGACUACUGUCAGUGAUAAAUAGCCUCUAUGACCCAUUGGGGCUGGUUUCCCCAGUCAUAAUGCAGGGCAAAGCAUUACUAAGGGAUCUCUCAUCUGAAGUUAAGGAUUGGGACGAACCGUUACCCCCCAACAAACAGGAAACGUGGGACACGUGGAAAAAGUCAUUGCAAGCCCUUGAAAACCUCCAAAUACCAAGAUGCUACUGCUCAGGUACAUUAAGCAUAAGUAAGAUAAAAGAGCUCUGCAUUUUCUCUGAUGCCUCUACCGUGGCUAUAGGCGCAGUAGCUUAUUUGCGAACAGCUAGUGAUGAAGGACGCAGCCAUGUCGGCUUUGUAAUGGGAAAGUCCAAGCUUUCACCUCGUCCAGCACAUACAGUACCGCGCCUAGAACUUUGUGCUGCUGUGCUUGCAGUGGAGAUGUUCGAGCUUAUUAGGGAUGAGCUAGACAUCAAAGUGGACUGUGUGAAGUUAUACACAGAUAGCAAGAUUGUGUUGGGAUAUAUACACAACACUUCCAAACGCUUCUACAUGUAUGUUGCCAACAGGGUUACACGUAUUAGAGCAUCCACACAACCAAACCAGUGGCAUUAUAUACCAACAGAGCUGAACCCAGCUGACCAAGCUACUAGGUUUGUCCCGGCAGCUGACCUGCAGAACACUUCCUGGUUCUCAGGUCCACCAUUUUUGUAUCAUGACACAGAACCACCCAAAACCGGUCCUUUCACCCUCAUUGAUCCUGAGAAAGACAAAGAGAUACAUCCAGAAGUGAAAGUGCUAAAAACUACAGUGUUGGAGUCACAUCUAGGUUCUCAGCGCUUUCAGAGGUUCUCUAGCUGGACCACGCUGUGCAGAGUUUUAGCUAGGCUCAUUCAUGUCAUCUCAUCCUUUAAACAGAGGAAAAUUGGAUGGAACAGUUUCAGGGAGACUCCAAGCAUCCAAGAACUCACAAAAGCCAAAGUAGUUAUCAUACGGGCUGUCCAGCAAGAUGCCUAUGAAGAGACAAUUAAAACGCUGAAAGAAGUUAAACAGAAAAAUGUGAAACUUGACACACUCAGAAAGCUCAACCCUUUAGUUGACAAAGACAACCUCUUAAGAGUUGGGGGACGUCUCUCCUCAGCCGAUCUCACUGAGAAUGAAAAGCACCCUCCCAUUAUCCCAUCCUCCAGUCAUAUUGCUACACAGCUAGCAAGACACUUUCACGAACAAGUGUCUCAUCAAGGGAGACACAUAACUGAGGGAGCUAUCCGAGGUGCAGGGUUUUGGAUAAUCGGAGCAAAACGCCUUGUGUCGUCUGUCAUUCAUAAGUGUGUUACUUGUCGAAAAUUGCGAGGCAAAAUGCAGGUUCAGAAAAUGGCAGAUUUGCCCGCUGACCGACUCACUCCUGAACCACCUUUUACAUCUGUCGGUUUGGAUGUGUUUGGACCAUGGACAAUCGUAACUCGUAGGACAAGAGGUGGCUGCUCUCAAAGUAAACGCUGGGCCAUUUUGUUCACGUGCAUGUCAACCAGAGCCGUGCACAAUGAACUGAUAGAGACUAUGUCUACUGACAGUUUUAUAAAUGCACUGAGAAGGUUCUUCGCCAUUCGUGGCCCAGCCAAGGUUCUACGCUCAGACAGAGGUACGAAUUUUACAGGAGCUUGUAAGGAGCUUAACCUUGAGAAAGAAAGCUCAGCAGUAGGAAAGUACUUGCAAGAAAGAGGUUGCAGUUGGAUUUUCAACCCGCCUCAUGCGUCGCAUAUGGGAGGGUCAUGGGAGCGCCUUAUAGGAAUUGCAAGGCGCAUUCUGGAUGCAAUGCUGUCACAAACUGAAUCAACGCGUCUCACUCACGAAGUCUUAAACACCUUUAUGGCUGAAGUGAUGGCAAUUAUUAAUGGAAGACCCCUGGUUCCUAUAUCCACAGACCCUGAUUGUCCUGUAGUACACCCAGCAAUGUUGAUAACACAAAAGGUGAGUGCUGUUUCUGCUCCAUCUGGAACUUUUCCACGUCAGUUGUUUGGGAAACAGUGGAAGCAUGUCCAGCACCUUGCUGAUACUUUUUGGAAAAGGUGGAGAGGAGAAUAUUUGCCCACCUUGCAAAGUCGUCCAAAGUGGACUGAAAACAGACCCAAUGUUAGAGAAGGAGAUGUGGUCCUACUGAAAGAUCCUCAGGCAAGCAGGAAUGAAUGGCCCAUGGGAAUAAUAACAAAAACCUUUCCCAGCAGGGACACAAAGGUCCGCAAAGUGGAACUGAGGGUAGUACAAAAUGGGACUGUGAAGAUAUUUCUAAGACCAAUAUCUGAAGUCAUUGUUUUGUUUUCUGAGACUGAGUGACUACUGCAUCAUCUGUUGCUAAAGAGAUGAGUUUUUUUUAUUUCUUAUGAUGUCUGUUGUGACAUAAUGUGAUUACGUCAAGCGGGGAGUGUCAUGCCUUUUGUUAAAAAGAGUUUGAGUUUAUAAUUAAUCAGAGUGAGACAUCCCGUUUUUGUUAGAGCUUUAAGGUAAAUACGUUAGGUAGUGAGUGCUCUCACGUCGAACAUAUCUUUGACGUAUUUUUCUAUUUUUUUUCCCUGGAAAAUCCCGUUUCAGCAAGUUAGCUUCAGAAACGGUUCAUGUUGAAGUGAAAUGUUCUACAGGCUUCUGCCUCGGCAAAUAUUCGUCUUUUUACAACAAUAAAAAAGGAUAUCAAAACCAGAUUAUUGAAUAAAGAUUCUUCCAGAAUGCAAGAAAAGCAAGCCUUGUGAGGAGAACUUUUUUUUAUGUUGUUCGCUGGCUGUCUAACUUCAUAUGGUCACGUGUUGUGA
Molecule: messenger RNA, 5036 nt
Organism: Cyprinodon tularosa
Lineage: Eukaryota; Metazoa; Chordata; Actinopteri; Cyprinodontiformes; Cyprinodontidae
Biological process (GO): DNA integration
Molecular function (GO): nucleic acid binding
Source: RefSeq, a predicted model, not a curated record